CCGACUCAACUUCAAAGUUGACAGAUAAUCAAAGUGACAAAUCAGUCGUAGUCAAAAUUCAUCGUACUCUCCAGAAUGGAUUACAGGGCUCAUUGUCCUAAACUACCGUGGAUGAUAGACUUUCAUAGUAAUGAAGAGAAAGACGUUCUUAACACACAGUAUCAAGCUGCAUUCGCUGAUACUUCUCUUAAAUAUCUCAGCUCUUUGAACAUCAAGUCCAAACCGUCCCGAUUCAGGUCAACCCAACUGAUCGCCAGUAUUCCUGCUAAUGUAACGUGCAACAAUAUAGAUGACAUGCUAACUGCGGGGAUGCGGGUGGCUCGGAUAACAGGUACUAAACUUGAAAAAAUCAAAGAAACAUUGUCCAAGGUUAGAGUCAUCAACGAAAAUUUCAGCAGGAGGCUGGGUAGAGUUUAUCCCUUGGGAAUAGCGAUGGAGAUUAGUGGACCAGAGAUCCGAAUAGGUAACUUGAAAGGUUCCGCUAAAAAACUCUACCUCCAGAAGGGCAAGUUCACCAAGUUAACCACCGAGCCUUCAUAUGAAGACUUCGUCACCGAAGACAUGAUCUACAUCGACUACGAGAAACUUCCAGAGGUAGUUCAGCCAGGAGACAAAGUUAUUCUGGACAACGGAUCUGUAACCCUCACAGCGCUGGAAUGCGUGGAAAGCAUCAUCAACUGCAUAGUAGACAAAGCUGGAGUCUUACUUAGCCACGCUUCUGUAGUCGUUCCAAAUGCGCCCAUCGAGUUACCUCAAAUAUCAGCUAACGAUAAGGAGUUGAUGGGGGUGGCUAUAGGAGAAUGUGUGGAUUUCUUGUUCAUUUCUGGUAUCUACAAUAAAGAAGGUAUCAUGGAUGUGAGGGAUUUACUGGGGCAGGGAGGGGAAACGAUUCAGAUUGUUGCCAAAAUUGGUGUUUCUGCUGCGAUUGCAAAUAUCGACGAGAUCAUUGAAGCCUCUGAUGCUAUUUGUAUAGACUGCGAGAGGUUGAUGGUGGAAUUGCCUAAGGAGAAGGUAUUUCUGGUGCAGAAAUCUAUACUGGCAAAGUGCAACAUAGCGGGCAAGCCAGCGAUAUCUACCAUUCACAUAGCAGACUCAAAAACUGUCUCAAAGUCAGAAAUAUCCGACAUAGCAAACGCCAUCAUAGACGGAUCUGACGCUUUGCUACUGGCGAGAGAAGCAUGUACAAAGAAAAUUCUCAGCACGGUUAAUAAUAUUUGCAAGGAAGCGGAGCCUGCUGUCCACCAGAAGCAAGUAUUCAAUGAGCUCAUCGGCAGUAUCUCGUCACCCAUGGAAGCCAUUUAUUCUUUGGGGAUCUCGGUGGUAGAAGCAGCUUCGAAAACGAAUGCGGCUGCUAUUAUUUGUUUAACAUCUUCCGGUAGGACUGCGAAAAUAUUGGCAAGGUUCAGGCCAAGGUGUCCCGUCAUAGCAGUCACAAGGUAUGGCAGGAUAGGCCGAAUGCUCGGAAUAUACAAAGCUAUGGAACCUAUUAUCUACCUAAGACCAUUCAACCAGAAUUGGACCAAAGAUGUGGAUGACAGAAUACAACUGGGGGUGACUUACGGAAAAUAUGUUGGAUACAUAAGAAUGGGGGAUGCGCUCAUUACAGUUACCCCUUCCAGACCUGAUUGCGGGAUGGCCAAUACAAUGAAAGUAAUUUAUGCGUCAGAUUUUGAUGCACUGCCAAAGAAAAAGCCGUUUUGAUCCACUACAUUUUUUCGACUAUGUAAAUGACCAUGCUGAUUUUUUUUAUUAAACUUUCGAUGACAGUGA
This is a messenger RNA of Leptinotarsa decemlineata (Colorado potato beetle), 1770 nucleotides long. Its product is annotated as pyruvate kinase. Lineage: Eukaryota; Metazoa; Arthropoda; Insecta; Coleoptera; Chrysomelidae. The record is from RefSeq and is a predicted model, not a curated record. Gene Ontology annotation, molecular function: pyruvate kinase activity; magnesium ion binding; potassium ion binding. Gene Ontology annotation, biological process: glycolytic process.